CCAGCCAUUGAGGGCCACACACAGUCAGGCCGGAGUUAGUCAGACAGUCUCGUUGCGCUGGCCUAGCCGUUUGGACGUUUUGUCGUAUGUGUGAUUACGCCGCUCUCGCUCUUCCCGAGUGAUGCGAUUCUAGGGACUGCUUAGUGGACGCACAGUUUUAUGUCUGCCCUAGGUGUGAGAAGAGUGUGGCGCACUGAUGCGCGAUUUUGGGCUCUGUGCUGUGUUUCCAGAGUGGUUGCUGGCUGUUAAUCAACCGGUCAGUGUCCGGGUGCGAUUAAUUGAACGCCCCUCGCAAGUGUUACGAAUUGUUUUGGUGGAGGUUUAAUCUUUGGCGACUAACCACAAAAGUUUCUCCGCUCGUCCCGAUGUGAUCACUGUGAAAGCGAAAGAUGAUUUUGGGUGAUAUUUUGAAAGAAAAAAAAAAUUGCACCGCCUGGCAAGUGAAAGGAAGAUAUUAGCGCGGUGAGAUAACGAAGAUUCGUGACCAGUGCAAGAUUGAAGAAAGAAUGAUACAAGAAGAAACGCAGUGGAGUGAAACAAAUUAAUUGGUACUGAUUUAAUCAGCUGGUUUGUGUUUGUGUGUAUUAUUCCGAGGUGAGCCCGGCACUGCCGAAGCAUAUAGCCAGUGAAGCGAGAAAGGUUUUAAAAUAAUUUCAAUUAACAAAAUUGUUUACAAGAUUGUCUGGCGCAGUUCGACAGACGAGUUAAACAAGUGGGAAACAAAUUUGAACUACAAAGAGCAGGCCUGGCCUGAUUGGUAGGAACGUGAAUUCCAACGUUUCAUUAAGUCAACGAUCAACGGAUAAGCGAAAGAAGAGUAUCGCAAAGCAAGAAACAAGACUGCAUUUGACAGAGGAAAACCUAUUUUGCCGCAUAAAUUAAACAACCGUAAGUCGGCUGGUGGCUAGACUGACCGGCCAAAGGAGGAACUUUGAUGUACUUAUAAAUGCACAUAAAUUGUUCAACUGAAUCGAAAAUUCUGAACACCGGUGGUGCAAUGAUUCGAUAUUAGUGCAAAAAAAAACCCGAAGACAACGGUAAAAUCGCAACCCAUUAGGUGCAGUGAAUGAAAGUACGCGGUGAGUUUAAUCAAUUGGAAUGAAAAAUGAACCUUCCUCUUUGAGCACGAAAAAACUAUAAAUAAGUCAGUGACAACAACAACGAGGCACGGCAAGAAGCGGCUUCCCUACACAUUAAUAAAACAAUGAUAUUUAAACGCGAGCGUAAAAUAUGCAAAUAAAGUUUCAUAACAGAGGCGAAAGAUAAUGGACCAGAGGAGAAAAUAAACGUCACACAACUGUCGGAACCACGACGGUGGCGGGUUACAAGUCAGUCAGCCUGAGUUCGAGUGAAGAAAGAACAAAGCGACAGACCGAAGACAGUGGAGAGAAAGAAAAAAAAAAGAAACAGCUAUUGAUUUUCUAUUCCCCAUGCAUCGUUGCCUUUUGACAACUGUGCAACAGUCACGUUAGAGCGAAUCGUUUGAUGUUUAUCACAAAAGGAAGUUAGCCGAGGAAGAAUCGUGAUUAGUAGUAGCGCGCGUGUGCUGCGGAACGAAGUUUAGUUGUUUGAUAAGGAUGAGUUAUUCUCUCUGCCAUUGAAACUUUGCUUGGAGCAGAUCGGUUUAAUCCGAACGAAGAAGCCAGAGUUCAGAAGUGUGCUUUGAAGAAAACUACAUUCAUCAAUUGAAGUGUUUGUUGUGUACGAAAAGUGACGUAUAGUUUAUCCGAGUGCUUGUGAUAGGAAGAUAUUGUUGUUCUGUGCGUUAAUCAGAGGAGUACAAUACUGCUGCUAUCGCCGUCUAAAGUUUGAACCCGACAACCGAUUUUAACCGCAACUCUUAAAUAUUGGAUUUUGAGGAAUGGAGCAGUUAUUUAUUAAAAGGGUUAAAAUUUUCAUCAGCCGCCAUAAAUUAUCAUAAUGCAAAAUGGAGCUAUCAACGAUGGGAGGUCGUCGUCUGACCUCUCAGCAAUUACAGCAGCUUCAGCAGGCACAUCAGCAGCAGCAACUCCAACAUUUCCAACAGCUCCAGCAGCAUCAGCAACAGCAUCAGCAACAGCAGCAAAAACAACAGCAACAACAGCAGCAGCAGUUAUCCCAGGCAGCCAUGUUAUUUCAGCACCAACAGCCCCCCGGUCAACAGUUGCCACCGACGACGCCGAUGGGACCGAAUCCUUUGCAUCGGUCUGCGCCACGAUUUCACGCCUCCCGACACCGGAAGGAUUCCCUGGGGAAGGGUGUGAGCAAGUAUUUGUACCCGCCGGGAUCCCCCUCGAUGGGCACCAACGAGAACAUUUACCAUCCCCAGACACCUGCCAAUAGUAACAACAGCAGCACCGCCAAUAUCAACAAUAAGCACAAUCGCUACCCGGAGCCCGAUCCGGAUGUUAUCGAGGUUUACCUGGAGGACGAUCCGGUCAAGCUCAAAGAGGCGGUCCGCGAUGGGAAGGAGAUCAAAUGGCGCAACAACAUUGUGGCCACUAUGGAACGCUACGAACCUGCGCCAAUAUCAGCAGCUACUCUGCCAUCAUCCUAUCUGCAUCACCAUCAAUCCAGUAGCGACAGCAGCUGCAAUCCCGAGUACUCCUAUGCUUACUGCGAACCAAUGGUACUGAAGCAGCAGUCCCUGCAAUCAACACCACAACUGCAACAACAGCAACAACAACAACAACCAUCACCACCAACACAACAACAAUCGGGCCAACUACACCCGAGCAACAUCCCACAGAUACACAAAAUCUCCUCGUCGGUCUCGAGCAACGCGCUCUCCAAGCUGCCAUCCACCAAUUCUCUACGUGCCUUAUUGAGUAAGAGCUUUCGGAAGGGUUCGGUGUCCUCGAACUUGGCCGGGACGUCCAGCAGCGGCCUAGGGGCAGCAGGAAAUCCGCUCCAGGAGAAGCACACCUUCACCACCCGCUACGGAACUAAAGAGAACAUCUACGAAGACGUUGGAGCAGGCUCCAAUCUGGGCGCGAUGGCUGCUGCUAAGCCAGGCACAAGCAUGAAUUCUUCUUCGAUGCAAAGCUUCGAAUCGAUCAAUAAAUUCAAUCUGCACGAUGAACUGCGACAUGUGCAGAGCCAGCACGACCGAAUCAUUGGGGAGUUGAAUCUGUCGGUGGAAACGUUAAUAAUGCCCUCCAAGGAUGAGCAGGACGCGAUCGAGGAACGCCUAAACGAGAUCCACUGUGCCCAGUUUCACGAUGAAAUGUCCCAAGAUGACUGCAUAGCGGCCGGAUCAUCCAAUACGGCAGCGAUGAUCCACCUGCAGGAGCGACUGUCCCCGACCACUUCGCAGCCGAACAGUGGUGACGUAGAUAGUGGCAUUAGCGGCAGUAGCAGUAGUGGCGCUAGCUAUUCCAGUAGUAUGUUAUACCGGACCACCGCGAUGUAUACGAACAACAGCAAGACGGUCACGAUUAACGAUAAUGCCGACGGCAGCGGCUCCGGAACGUCCAUGAUAGCCGGAAGCAGUUCGAUACGGAGCAGUUGUGGUAGCAAUAGCGGUUGCGGCUCCAUUCCCAUCGGUUACGCUACAUGUGGAGGCGCUAGUUGUAGUAAAAUGGCUUCUAACGUUGUGAUACCUAACGCGAAUAGAUUAACUUGUUGUUUCUACUCCGAUAAGCUAAGCAAAAAUAGUAAAUGCAAUUCCGAGCACUUAAGCACACUUGCGGACAAGUCCAGCUUCUGGAACAAGUUGGGCAAGUUGAAAAUCUCUGGUGUAUUCGGUGGUGCCAACAGUAGCAAUAGCAGCUGCAGCUCCACCAGCAGUAGCAGUACAAACAGCCAGCAGCAUUUCCAUCCACCGCACCACAGUCACCAUCAUCCGCAUCUACACCACCAUCACAACCAUGCGCUCAUGAGCCAUACGCAUCCGCAAUUGCCCGGUCUGAACCAUUCCGUUCCGACGACUACGACGAAUACUGCCACGAUCGCAAGAAGCAACGAAGCCGAUCAACGUCUGCAUCUGCACCAUCAUCACCACCAUCAUCAUCUUCCGUCACCGCCGGUCACUGCGACCACCAUCGAACCGUGGUGGCAAACCCCGACCGAGCAGUGCUUCAUGAUGAAUCCUUCGCUAUGCACCGGUUGCAGUGGAGCCACCGAAGCCUAUCAGAUGCCUUGCGAGGUCUUAGUGCCACCCCCACAACCGCCGCAGCUGUGCUCCCUGUCGUCGAUCGGCAGCGGGGUGAGUAUCCGGCCACCACUGCCGCAACCACCACUACAAACGCAGAUCGAACUGGAAGAAGACGAGGAAGAAUCGAAAGCGGAAGAAAAUGCACAGUAGAGAAGAAGCAGAAGAAAAAGAAACCGUUCCGUUUAUGAUUGUGAUGCUUAACCCUCGAACGAGUAACCGUACUAAAUAGUAGCGCCCAAUUAUACGACUGUAAAUAGAGUAGAGAAAGCGCAGAAUUUUUGAAUUGUAUAGUAAAUUAUAACUGUCAUUUUAACACAAACAGCAUCUAUAUUGUCAACUAUGUAUAUGUAUAUUUUAGCAUCGAACGCUCGAUUGUCUUGUAAAUACAAACAAAUAGGAGAACCAAUUCGUCGAAAGCGAAACAAAUAAGGAAAAACAACUUUUUAUUAGUGUGAAUAGUUAGUAUUUAAAAAAAAAAACAAUACGAAUGUGUUGAAAAGAUCACCCACAGAAUGGUACUAAGCGAUACGAAUCGACACACGGACCAUCAAGUUGGAUGCUGUAAUCUUGUUUUUGUUUUUCUUUUCGUUUCACACCAUUAACCAUUGGUUGAUUUUGCGUCUCUGGCAGGAUGGGAUUUUAACGAAUAACGAGCAAAUUCAAAAUUGUUAACUACUUCGCUUAUGUUUUCGGGCAAUGUUUUGUGGCAACUUAGGUACGCGGAAGAACCAUGUCCGGAGCCAAAUGCUGCGCUCUGUUACGAGGUAAACUCUUGAGGUAAAAUCGAAGGUAAAAUAGAGAGAAAAAUUAAACCUAUCACAUUAUUCGGGCAGGCAGCGCGAACGAAACAUUCGCGCGACAGAGCAACAGGAAAAAAAAACACAGAACACGAGAAAGGAAAAUGCCAAAGAAUACAUUUAUUGAAGUAAUAUUAAUAUAUUUUUAUACUUAAUGUUAUUUAAAAUAAAUAUUUAGAAAGGAAAAAUCAUUGGAAAUGAAA
Wyeomyia smithii (pitcher-plant mosquito) is the source of this 5135-nucleotide messenger RNA. Its product is annotated as GATA zinc finger domain-containing protein 10. Bases 1928 to 4285 code for a protein of 785 amino acids. The record is from RefSeq and is a predicted model, not a curated record. Lineage: Eukaryota; Metazoa; Arthropoda; Insecta; Diptera; Culicidae. The transcript is spliced from 4 exons.